This is a messenger RNA of Giardia duodenalis, 720 nucleotides long. RefSeq lists its product as uncharacterized. The transcript has a single exon. The record is from RefSeq and is a predicted model, not a curated record. NCBI's taxonomy places the organism in Eukaryota, Fornicata, Diplomonadida, Hexamitidae. Bases 1 to 720 code for a protein of 239 amino acids.
AUGCUCACGGAAGCGGCAUCCGAGCUUCUUGCCCGGCCAGACCUUUCUGAACGGAUCCUUUCUCUUGAGGAUCCUGCCUCUGAGGAGCUCUUUGGAAAGUCCAUCGCCUGCAUAGAAGAAGUCUUAGGCUAUUCUAGAGUUGAUCCCAGCAAUUUCAAAACAUUUGGCCGGAGCACAUCCUCGAAGUUAGUUACCAUGAAUGCAGGACCACAAGCACCACAUGAGGAUACCUCUGGGCAGUGUUUACAAAGAGACUUUAUCCAUCAUGAGCGCACCGGCUCGAUGGAGGCAGAGCUGAUUACAACGUACCCUACCCUACUCUGUCGUUCUUCUCAGCCUUGCACGAUGACGAACAGGAGUACACAGCAAAGUUUCAAUGCCUCCCGUAGGCCAUCCAUUACUCCUGCAGCACCCGUUUUAUUUCCGAAUCUAACAGCUGAGUUUCACGCUUUAUCCUCUCACAGGUGGCAAGCACUUCCACCUCUGGAAAAAGAAAGGCGCACGGUGAGCAGGAUACCGACAAUUACCUCCACAACUAUACAAAAGACUCUGCGAUCCCUGAGUCCGCUUGGUCCUGUGAACCAACCUCCAUCUAGAAUCCCCUCUUCUCUUGGACCAGCCGAUCUUCCAAUCUGCGUUCUCUGCGCUUUGGAUCGGGGGUAUUGGCCUGAGUUUGCUCAGAUCCCAGGGGCUUCAUUGAAAGGGAGCAGUAUUCAAUGA